Messenger RNA from Tachysurus vachellii, 1191 nucleotides. It is a transcript of the gene hus1, whose product is annotated as HUS1 checkpoint clamp component. The transcript has 8 exons. The record is from RefSeq and is a predicted model, not a curated record. Lineage: Eukaryota; Metazoa; Chordata; Actinopteri; Siluriformes; Bagridae. Gene Ontology annotation, cellular component: checkpoint clamp complex; site of double-strand break; nucleolus. The coding region runs from base 134 to 979 and encodes 281 amino acids. Gene Ontology annotation, biological process: double-strand break repair via homologous recombination; nucleotide-excision repair; mitotic DNA replication checkpoint signaling.
UUUGUGUGCGUCAGUGGCGCGAGUUGUUCGACUUUAUUUAUUUUUUUGUUAUGACGCAGUGAAAUUAAUAAUUUCAUUUCAUUUCAUUUAAAAGUCAUUUAGAAGCAAUAACACGUAAUCACUCAUUGUGACGAUGAAGUUCCGAGCAAAGAUAAACGAUGUUGGAUGUCUCAAUCAUUUCACACGUGUGGUGAAUACCAUUACAAAACUCACAAAGACUUGUGUUGUGCGACUUACUGUUGACAACAUUUUCUUUGUCCUUUCUGGAAAAGUUGCCAAUGGAGGCGUCAGUAUGUGGUGUGAGUUAUUGCAGGUUAAUUUUUUUGAUGAAUAUCAACUGGAAGGUGUAUCAGAAGAUGCUAAUGAAAUAUGUUUAGAAAUAAAUCCAGAGAACCUAUUCCGGGCUUUAAAAACUGCACAGAAUGCUAAGUCUGUCAAAAUAAAGCUGACAAAGAAGCACUGUCCAUGCCUCACUCUAGCUGCAGAGCUGCCUUCCCUUUCAUCCCUUAGUCGCAUUGUCACCCAUGACAUCCCUGUGGACGUCAUUCCCAGAAGGCUUUGGCAUGACUUUAAAGAGCCCAGUAUGCCAGACUUUGAUGUUAGCAUAUAUUUACCCCCUCUGAAGACUAUGAAGAGUGUGGUAGACAGAAUGAAGAACCUGUCCAACCAUUUGGUAGUAGAGGCUAACCUAAGUGGUGAAAUGAACUUAAAGAUUGAAACAGAUCUAGUUUCCGUGACAACACACUUCAAAGAUCUUGGAAAUCCUCCAUGGGGCGCCUCACAGUCUCAAAGUCAGAGCAGAGAUGUCGAGGCCAUGGCUCAUGCACGAGUGGAUAUUAGGAAACUUCAGCAGUUCCUUAUGGGGCAACAAGUCAACCCAACUAAGUCUAUGUGUAAUAUUGUUGACAAGAGGAUUAUUCAUUUGAUUCUCCUUCAGGAAGAUGUGUCUCUUCAAUACUUCAUCCCAGCUGUGGUGUAGUUGGAAGUUUUUAAAUUCAAAUUUUCUUUCCACACUGAUGGAAUGUUUAUUUAUGAUAAAAUUCAUUCAUUACUGAUAAAAUGUUUCCCUGAGGACACAAGGUGUUUUGCAACUAGUACAGGGAACAAGUGAUUGAUUUCCAGGAAAAUGUGAUGCAGUUCAUAGUUCGUUUUUUUUUUUUUUUUAAUCAGCGUUUACUUUAAUUAAAUAUG